CAGGGCAGCAAGGACGGCACCAAGGGAGUUGCCCCAUGGACAGAGCCCCACAGAGACACCACCAAGCCUCGCAGGAGCUGCUGGCUGCAAAGAAGACCCACACCUGUGAGUAGAGAGUUGGGGCAAGAACUGGGGAUGUGGAGAGAUGGCAAGGAAUUCAGCAAGGGCCCUGGGAGGUCCGCGUAAAAGAAAGGCACAUGUGUUGCACAGAGAUGGAGGAGCCAAGCAGAGAUGGCCGGGCCUGGAAGGAGGUGGAGCCUAGAAAAACAGAGGAGAUGCAGAGACGAGGAAAGGAGGGGGAGAGGUGAAGAAGCCUCAAGAUCAGGGCAAUGGGAGGAGAUAAGGAAGAAGCCUGAAGAGUGAGAGGAAACAUUGCAAGAAACAAGGAGAGAACAGUGAGGGAAUCAGGAGAGGGAGGUGCUGGGCAGGGGCACAAGAGAUGCAAGGGAGUGGGUCAGGCCGCUGGUCCAGGGAAAGGAGAGGUGAGGAGGCAGGGGUGCCUCAGGGACUCAGGGAGCCUGCACCAGGCUUUGCGGGCAGCAGAGCCAGGUUUGGUGUUCAUCUCUGUGGUUAACACAUCCCGAGGUGCGAACAAGCCUGGGGGCAGGCUGUGCAGGGCUGGAGAGCAGGAAAGGCUUCAUCUCUGAAGGAAACACAUGGAUAGGAACACUCUGAGUCCUGGGGCCCUGAAAGACUGAGGCUACAGCAUGUGAGAAAGGGGUUAGAGCUCAGGAAGGACUUCCCAAUGGAUACUAGUAAGUAAGCAUCCUCUCUAGGCACCUCUCAGCACAUCAGAUCUCCCCUCCUAGUUUGUGGGAGAGGCUACUCCUCCAGGAAAUGCACCCACUGCUCCUCAGUCCCAAAGCUUGUGUCCCAUCAACGAGCCCUUACCAGCCUGAGGGCACUCUGGGGAAGGCCUUCUAAGCAUAGGUUCCUUGAAUUGAUGAGGACCACUCUGGGGCAGGACAGGCCACCUGCAUUUCUCCAUAACCCUUUCUAGGAUUGCCUCCCAGUUCCUCUUGAGAGCUCACUGUGGCUCCUCCUGCUGCCAAAAUUGCCUAGAGCGCCUUGUUCCAAGCAGAGAGAUCUCAAAGGGCAACAGCAUCACCCUCCUCCCUGAGCUGGUCAGAGCGGGGCUGGGGGGCCACCAAGAUGCUACGUCCUUCUGAGUGGGGGGUUGCUUUGCUCAGCACAAUCCUGAUCGGUACCUCAUCUGCCCCUAGCCACAGGGCCCCACGGAAAUGCUGAGCAGGGCCUCGGGAGGAAAGCGGGUCAAGGAGUGACGCGAGCGAGUUAGAGGGAGGGGGAGCCAGGGACCUUAUGUGGGUGGGGGGAGAAGGGGGACUUUCGGAGCAUCUGGAACUAGAAGAGGCUAAACUCUAUUCCUACCCUUAACCCCUUACCACAGAAACCUCGGCCAGGACCACACCCUGUAUCCCCUCCCCAACCCACUAGCCUUGUGCAACCAUACCCCCAGGCCACCCCCACCCAUGAGUGUCCUCAGUAGGACACAGGCUGACAGCCCUAUUCAAUCCACUGCCCAGCUCCUGAGAGCCCGGGGAAGGCCAGCAGGAAAAGGCCUGCAGGAGGCGGAGGAGCCGUUGGAGUCCCAGCAGGAUGAGAGACCUCUUAGGAGGCUGGCUUAGAGAAUCCAGGAGAUUAAUGCCUCCCCCAGGCCUAGAGGUUCUGAAAAAUGGGCUCUGGAAGGGGGUCCAAGAUAACCCCAAGAAGGGAGGAGUCCAGGAGAGACCCUAAGGCCAAGAGGGGUCCUGAUUACUAAGGGGCCCUGAAGAGGGAACCCUCAGGCUGAGGCACCCCACAGAGCAGAUAUGAGGCUGAGAGGGCCUCUGAAAUUGACUGGUCCCUCAGAAGGACCUUCAGGCCAAGAAACUCUAUAGAGAGGCUCACAUGCCAGGAGACCUCCCAGGCUGAGACACCCUCAUAAGCAGACCUGAACCAGAGAAAUCUUUCCACUCCUCAAGUGGGAUCUGGAGCCAAACUGCCUGAAUUUGAAUCCUGACCCCACUACUUUGCUAGCUAAGUGACCUUGGGGAAGUUACUCAACCUCUCUGUGCCUCACUUUCCUCAUCUUUGAAAUAGGGAUAAUGGCACCUAUCCCAUAAAGUAUUUUGUGAGGAUUAGACAAUCCAUACAAAACAUUAGGAACCAUUUCUGGCAUGUAGCAAGCAUCAUCACCAUCAUCUACUUUCCAAUUUCAGCAGUUUUGCUCCUGGGGGCAUUUCUGAAGGACUAACACCUUCUACUGCUGGUGGCAUUUGUCUGAUGAUUAUUACUGCUACUAUUAUCAUUUACUCCCUAGCUCAGGGCGUGCACCCUGUCGUAGGGAGGGUGUGAGCAUGGUGGGCGGUGGGGCAGCCUCCCAGGCUGCAUUUCACUGAGCACGGCCUUUGGUAGUCCACAGGGUCGCAGAUGGCACACGCCACCGCCCCAGGCAGAUAUUCUGUGACUUACCUUUAGAAACAUCCCUGUCCCUGGAGUCACCUGGCAAAGAGGGUCAGGCUCGGGGGUCCUCAUUGGGGAGGGGGAGUAGGAACCUGGCCCCAGGCUCAUGUGAGCUCCAUUCCUCCCCAGCCAGAACUAACCUGGCGGGUGGAAACAGCUUUUACCGGUGUGUGGCUGUCGCAUGUGGUUUUGGAAUUUUCCAACACCCCCUGUGAUUGGCUGCCCCGCCCCUCACACCCUGCCCCAGGCCCAGAUUGGCCACAUGGGGCGCCUGUCAUCCUACCGCUGCAUCCCAGGGGGGUGGGAAGUGGGGGAGUUGGGGGGGUUGUCACUUGGCCACCUGUAUGGUGUGGAGCUUAAACCCCCCUGCCCAGAAGCACUGGGGGAGAGCUAGGUGCAGAGCUGUGGGCUGAGGCUCUGCUGAGAGGGCCUCGCCCCAACCCAGCUGCCAGCUGCGCCCCAUCCCUGGACCACCCCUGCUGAGAAGGACAGACCGCCCAGGCAGCAAAGCCCACGACUCAGUCAUGAGAACACAAAUCGAAGUGAUCCCUUGCAAAAUCUGUGGGGACAAGUCAUCUGGGAUCCAUUACGGGGUAAUCACCUGUGAGGGGUGCAAGGGUUUCUUCCGCCGGAGCCAGCAAUGUAACGUGGCCUACUCCUGCACCCGUCAGCAGAACUGCCCCAUCGACCGCACCAGCCGAAACCGGUGCCAGCACUGCCGCCUGCAGAAAUGCUUGGCGCUGGGCAUGUCCCGAGAUGCUGUCAAGUUCGGCCGCAUGUCCAAGAAGCAGAGGGACAGCCUGCACGCUGAGGUGCAGAAACAGCUGCAGCGGCGGCUGCAGGAGCAACGGGAACAAGCCGUCAGGACCCCUCCUGCAGGGGCCCAGGGAGCAGACCCCCUUGCCUGCACCUUGGGGCUCCCGGAUGGGCAGCUGCCCCUGGGCUCCUCACCUGACCUGCCUGAGGCCUCGGCCUGUCCCCCUGGCCUCCUGAGAGCUCCAGCCUGUGGGCCCUCCUACUCCAACAGCUUGGCCAAGGCUGGGCUCAACGGGGCCUCGUACCACCUACAAUACAGCCCUGAGAGGGUCAAGGCUGAGGGCGGAGAGGACUUCCUUGGCACCAGUAACCAGCGGGCCCCAGACAGGUGUGGACUCCAUUUUGCGGACCCCAGGCAUCCUGGGCUUGGGGAACCAGGACGGGGUCCGGACAGCUACUGCAGCCCCAGUUUCUGCAGCACCCCAGAGGCACCCUAUGCCUCCCUGACAGAGAUGGAGCACCUGGUGCAGAACGUUUGUAAGUCCUACCGAGAGACGUGUCAGCUGCGGCUGGAGGACCUGCUACGGCAGCGCUCCAACAUCUUCUCACGAGAGGAGGUGGCCGGCUACCAGAGGAAGUCAAUGUGGGAGAUGUGGGAACGCUGUGCCCACCGCCUCACCGAGGCCAUUCAGUACGUGGUGGAGUUCGCUAAGAGGCUCUCAGGUUUUAUGGAGCUCUGCCAGAACGACCAGAUCGUGCUACUCAAAGCAGGAGCAAUGGAAGUGGUGCUGGUCAGGAUGUGCCGGGCCUACAACGCUGACAACCACACAGUCUUUUUUGAAGGCAAAUACGGUGGCGUGGAGCUGUUCCGAGCCUUGGGCUGCAGCGAGCUUGUCAGCUCCAUCUUUGACUUCUCCCACUCCCUGAGCGCCCUGCGCUUUUCCGAGGACGAGAUUGCCCUCUACACAGCCCUCAUCCUCGUCAGUGCCAACCGGCCAGGGCUCCAAGAGAAAAGGAAAGUAGAGCAGCUGCAGUACAAUCUGGAGCUGGCCUUUCAUCACCAUCUCUGCAAGACUCAUCGCCAAGCCAUCCUGGCAAAGCUGCCACCCAAGGGGAAGCUUCGGAGCCUGUGUAGCCAGCACAUGGAAAAGCUGCAAACCUUCCAGCAUCUCCACCCCAUCGUGGUCCAAGCUGCUUUCCCUCCACUCUACAAAGAACUCUUCAGCACUGAAGUCGAGUCACCUGAGGGGCUGUCCAAGUGACCUGGAGGAGAAAUUCCCUUCCCUUCCCUGGAACCUGCUGGAUCACCUCCCUGGACCCCCUCCCACUCUCAGCCUUUUCCUUUCCUUGCCCCCUGGAGGGUGGUCCCUGCCUGUUGUGGGAGGGGGGGCAGGGGCAGGGUGAGCAAAUGCUGAGACUGAUUUUCUGCCUGCAGGCCUGCCUGGCAGCAGGCCAAGGGCCAGAGGGCGGGGAUGGAGGAACAUCGUCUCCAGCCGAAGCUUUGUCCUGGCCCCUUUCUCAGCCCCAUCACCCGCAACUUCUGAGAGGCCUGGGGUGGGAUACAAGGACUUCCAGAAGGACGUAGGUGUCCUCAGGACAGCAGGGGGAUCCAGGGCAUCCUGGACAAAUGGAAGUCAACUGUGUGCUCAGAAGCUACAAAUAGGCCUUUGAAAUACCUCAUUGCAUUUCCCAGGGGGCUUUGGCUGGGGCAAUGCAUGAAGCUCAGAGACUGGUGCCAGAGCCCAGAAGCACCUGCGUAGAACUUGAAUCUAAGUCUUUAGAUUUUCUGUCUUCCCCCUUCCUCCCAGCUCAGCAAGGAAAUGGUUGGGCACCCUGGGGUCUAUAAAAAACUGAAUAUGUGGUGGGUAAGGAUGGGACAGGAUUAAGAGGCUGGGGCUAAUAUUUUUACAGGAUUUGGGUAUAGGGAUGGGUAUGAUGAAGUCCAAGAGGCAGACAAGAGACAGAGAGAGUUAGAACUCAAACCUCUUAUGUGCACUUUAAAAACGGACUUCAGUGUUUACGCAAACCUGAUCACACGUCCACAUACACAUGAAACACAUACAUAACCUGCAGUCAUGAAGCUCAGUAGACACAUUUAAUCUGACACAAUCUCUGCCUUCCUUGAGAUCACAGCUCAGAGGAACUUAGUGGCCUCAAGGAAGUCCCAAUCCUGAGGGACCCCAGAAUAUUUCUAUGGUGUCCCAGUUCACCUAUCUUAGACCUGGGGUGGCGCAAACUCUAACCCAGCCCCAGCUGUCUUCUGUCACAAGAAACCCCAAGAGAAGCAGAGAUGGCUGGACACAGGUCAGUCAGGAGGCCAAGGACAGACCCUCGGAGGACUGUGGGCCCCCUCCCCCAAGCCCUGCUCUUCUCGUGGAGAAAGGAAGCAGACACAAUUCCACCACUCUGUGCCUGUGUACCCCCAACUCCAGGAGAAGGAGGCCUGUUUCUCCAGCCGUGAUCUUGCCCAAGUGCUCUCUUGGCUUUAUAAAAGUAGCUGUGAGCCCUCCUCAGAGGGAUAAACAGCAGGUGGUAGGGAUGGUUGUUUUUUUUUUUUUUUUUUUCCCUUCUUAGGGUAGGGUAAACAGAAACCCCAACCUGUGCAGUUCUUUAUAAAAUGAUUUCAAAGGCAA
Camelus dromedarius (Arabian camel) is the source of this 5852-nucleotide messenger RNA. It is a transcript of the gene RORC, whose product is annotated as RAR related orphan receptor C. The coding region runs from base 2988 to 4481 and encodes 497 amino acids. The transcript is spliced from 11 exons. Gene Ontology annotation, biological process: regulation of transcription by RNA polymerase II. Gene Ontology annotation, cellular component: nucleus. Gene Ontology annotation, molecular function: RNA polymerase II cis-regulatory region sequence-specific DNA binding; zinc ion binding; oxysterol binding. The record is from RefSeq and is a predicted model, not a curated record. Lineage: Eukaryota; Metazoa; Chordata; Mammalia; Artiodactyla; Camelidae.